UCGUGCGUGAGGCUCGUCAUCGCCGCCGCCGCCGCCGCCGCUACCGCCACCAUCAGCGACAUGCCGAGCACUAGCAGCCGCCACGAACUGUCCGAGCUUCUUGCGGGAUUGGCCUCCAACGAUUGGGAGGUGAAGCUCGGGGCUCUCCGACAUAUGAAAAACAAGAUCAUAGGGAAGAAAGACAAGAAGCUCGAUUUCGUCGAACUCGGCGCAGUUGCGGCGGUCGCCAAGACACUCUCAGACGCACUUAAUGUAAACGGAGAAGGCAAUCCUGAUAAUAUCAAGAACAACAUUAUCAUCCAGUCAGCCACGGUUCUGGGCAGCUUCGCUUGCGGUUUCGACGCCGGAGCCCAGGCCGUGAUCAACGCGGGCGCCUUUUUCAAUCUGGCGCGGCUUCUCUCGAUUCAAGAUGCGAAGGUCGUUGAUGCUGGUGCCCGUUCCCUUAGGAUGGUUUAUCAAUCAAAACUGGCUCCCAAGUAUAAUUUCCUUCAAGAUGAAAAUAUGAAGAGGCUUAUUUCCUUAUUGAGUAAUGAGAAUGAAAAUGUUAGUGGACUUGGUGCAAGCAUUAUUACUCAUUCUUGUAAAACAACUGCAGAGCAGGUGGCACUGUGUGAUGCUGGCAUUUUAGAGAAGCUUACUUCUCUCCUUGAAGGAUCUAUAAGUCAGAGGGAUGCUAGUUUAGAGUCUUUAGCAACAAUUCUCAAGAACAAUACUGAAGUUGUUUUGAAAUUUGUUGAAAAUGAAAAUGGGAGAUCCUUGGAUUCUGUUAUUGAAUUAGCAAAGAAUAAGUAUCCUCGAACAAGGUUGCUGGCUUGCAUAUGCUUGAUUGUUAUAAGGAAUACCUGUCCAUCUUUCUUGCAAGAUAUAGGGAUCAAGGCUAAAUUAGUGCGUACAUUACUUGAACUUCUUGAAGACCCUUGUGUUGGGGAUGAAGCUCCAUUUGCUUUUUCUAGUUUAAUUGCCCAAAAGGAAGAACUUCAGAGACUUGCUCUUGAGGCCAGUGCAAUUGAGAAACUUUAUUGUCAAUUACAGAAAGACCCAUUGCGUCCCAAAUAUAUUGAGGGAAUAUUGCUGGCACUUGCUGAUAUGUGCUCAAUGUUGGAGAGUUGCAGGGAUUCAUUCCUCAAAUUGGAGGUAUUGGAUUUGGUAACCAAAGCACUAAGUCAUGAUAGUGAUGAUGUGUGCAUUGCUGCUUGUAUUUGCAUAAGAAGCGUCAGCCGUUCAGUCAAGAAUUUGUGUGCAGGCCAUUUUAUGAAGGACACAAUUGUUACUCCUCUGGUUAAGCUUUUUAUCAAGUCUUCUACUGCUGUCCAGGUAGCAGCUCUUGGUGCUAUUAGCAACAUAGUAGUUGAUUUUACCACGCGUAAGUCUGCUUUUAUACAAUGUGGAGGGCUGAAAGAGCUGGUUCAGUUAUCAGAGUCGAUGGAUGGAUCUGUCAGGUCAAAUGCUUUAUGGGCUUUAAGGAACUUAAUAUUCCUAGCAGACAAUAAGUUGAAAGAAGAUGUUUUCAUCGAGCUUAAAGCACCUUUAUUAGCUAGCCUUAUCUCUGAUCCAGAGCCUUUUGUUCAAGAACAAGCUAUGGCCUUUGUUCGUAAUCUUGUUGAUGGAUGUAUAGACUCUAUUGAGUAUGCCUUCACUGAUGACAGUCUCAUAUUGAAGGCUAUUGGAAAACAGUUACAGAGCACUGCAAAAGUUGAAAUUAGGAUACAGGGAAUGUAUGUUCUCAGCAAUGUGGCCGCUGGAAAAGAUUCUCACAAGGAAGCAGUAAUGAAUCAACUACUUCCUCAAGCAGUUUCUAUCAGGGAUCAAUAUUUUGUGAUUAGGUUUUUGCAGAGUAGUGAUAGCCAGUUGCGCACAGCCACUGUCUGGGCCUUGUUGAAUGUUACACAUCCAAGGUCAGAUCCUGGGGCAUUUGGUCGCUAUAUAAAACUGCAAGAAGUUGGCAUCAUAACUCAAAUAAAGAAUAUGAUCAAUGAUCCCUGCCUGGAAGUAAAGCUUCGAGUAAGGACAAUACUUGAAAAGUAUGCAAGUUUUGGAGGCAGCUUAUUGUAAUCAUUUUUAGUCAUUCCUAACACAAAGCAUGGAGAUCUCGAGGAUCAUUUUUCGCUGGUCUUACCAUUUCUGUAUGAUAUGUUUAUACAUUCUGCAGAGGCUUGCAACAAAAAAGGUUCAAUACACUGGUUUCAUUUUUUGCGAGUCAGAGCAGUGUGCGAACUUCAUUUUGUUGUUUACCAGAUUGCCUGCAAAAAUUUCAUUCCAAUGGUACAUACCUUGAUUCUUUGUAUCAAAUAUCAAAUGAUCUAUUGUAGUAAUACGUAUUGCAAUAGUAUUCCUUCUAAUCUGUAGAUACAGCCUCUCAAAUAGUGCACCGACUGCAGUUAAUGAAAAAUUUUGUCACUU
Molecule: messenger RNA, 2400 nt
Organism: Rubroshorea leprosula
Lineage: Eukaryota; Viridiplantae; Streptophyta; Magnoliopsida; Malvales; Dipterocarpaceae
Source: the annotation of a GenBank genome assembly